Ornithorhynchus anatinus (platypus) is the source of this 5464-nucleotide messenger RNA. RefSeq names its product cytochrome P450 7B1. The transcript is spliced from 6 exons. The record is from RefSeq and is a predicted model, not a curated record. Gene Ontology annotation, molecular function: heme binding; steroid hydroxylase activity; oxidoreductase activity, acting on paired donors, with incorporation or reduction of molecular oxygen. The coding region runs from base 55 to 1632 and encodes 525 amino acids. NCBI's taxonomy places the organism in Eukaryota, Metazoa, Chordata, Mammalia, Monotremata, Ornithorhynchidae. Gene Ontology annotation, biological process: bile acid biosynthetic process; cholesterol homeostasis.
CCCUUCACACCGCUCGCCUCCCCGCCUUCGUCCACCGGCCGCCACCGGGGCCUCAUGGCCGCGCCACCGCCCAGCCCGUCCUCCUCCUCCUCCUCCUCCUCCUCCUCCUCCUUCUUCUCCUCCUCCUCCUCCUCCUCCUCCGGUCCGGCCCUCGCCACCGUCACCGCCCUGCUGGUCCUCGCCGUCUGGCUGGUUGGCGGGCGGACAAGGAGACCGAAAGAACCUCCCCUCGUGCCUAGUUGGAUUCCUUUCCUUGGGAGAGCCUUGCAAUUCAAGAAUGAUCCCUAUCACUUCUUAAAAGCUCAGCAGAAAAUUCAUGGCGAUGUUUUCACUGUCCUCUUUGUCGGAAAAUACAUUACAUUCAUCCUGGACCCAUUCCAGUUUCCCACGAUCACCAGAACCAGCAAGCAUUUUGACUUCAAAGGGUUUGCAAACCACCUGGGCCAAAAAAUCUUUAACUACCAGUCCUUGUACACCAUACCGAACCUCAGCAAAGACAUCCACGAGUCUUUCCGUUACCUCCAGGGCAAACCUUUGGACAAACUGGUAAGCCAGGUGAUGCACAGUCUUCAGUGUAUAUUUAAGGAGAAGUUUUCCAGAAUGGCAGAUUGGGAAACAGAACAAAUGUACACGUUCUGCCACGCUGUAAUAUUUGAAGCCACGUUUACAACCUUUUAUGGAAAGUAUCCUACUGCAGAUGGCCACAAAGUUAUUAAUGAAAUAAGAGAAACAUUUGCAAAGUUCGAUGCCAACUUUCCGAAGUUAGCAGCAAACAUACCGAUCGAGUUGCUAGGCUCCACCAAGAAGAAUCGCGAGUUCCUUAUACGACAGUUUACGCCUGAGCUCAUGGUCAAGAGGCAACCACUUGCUGAGAUUAUACAAUUUAGAAGAGAGUUCUUGGAGAAAUACAAGUUGCUCCAGGAUUAUAGCAAAGCAGCACAUCAUUUUGGCUUUCUGUGGGCCUCUGUGGGAAACACAAUUCCAGCUUCAUUCUGGGCCCUGUAUUAUCUUCUGCGGCACCCAGAAGCCCUGGCAGUGGUGCGUGACGAAAUUGACCAUUUGCUGCAGUCAACAGGUCAGGCGAACAGGCCGGGCAGCUUCAUCUACCUCACCAGAGAACAAUUGGACAACCUGGUCUACCUAGAUAGCCUCAUCUUGGAGAGUUUUCGGUUAAACUCGGCGUCCACCAACUUUCGGAUCAUCCAGGAAGAUUUCACUCUCCAGCUGGAGGAUGGCAGGGAUUUCAACCUUCGGAAAGGAGACUGGCUGGCCCUUUUCCCUCAGACCAUGCACAGAGACCCCGAGAUCUUCGAAGAUCCUGAGGUGUUUAAGUUUGAUCGUUUUGUGGAAAACGGCAAGAAGAAAACCACCUUCUUCAAAAGAGGAAGAAAGCUAAAAUAUUUCCUGAUGCCAUUUGGAUCUGGAGUCAGCAUGUGUCCCGGCCGCUUCUUCGCCGUGAGUGAGAUAAAGCAGUUCCUGAUUUUGUUACUAGUUCACUUGGAGGCCGAAAUCAUCGAAGAGAAGAAUUUGGUGUCUAACAACGAACGCCUGGGCUUCGGGAUCCUUUAUCCAAAUUCAGAUAUUUCUUUUAGGUACAGGUGGAAAGGUUGCGGGUCAAGCUUAGUCUGCUAAUUGAUGGUGGUGAAUAUUUUCUUGACAAGGUUUGUUUCCACCCUGGUGUGUGACUCUCUUUCCAUUAUUCUCUGGGUUGCAGGACAAAGCGUCAUACCAGUCAAUCUAUCAGUUGUAUUUUUUGAGCACUUAUUGUGUGCAGAGCACUGUACUAAACGCUUCGGAGCUCAUGUCCCCUGAGCUCAUAUCCCCUGAGCUCAUAUCAGAUCAUCUAAAAAUGUGAAUUGUCAGAUCCCCCAAAGCCACAUAGACUUUUCUCUCCUUGGAUUUCCUGGAUGGGCAGAUUUGAAUUCCGGAGUGUUUUAGGAUUUCCAUCUUUUUGGACCAUUUUCAUGUUCGUUAGUGGUAUUUAGAUGAUUUUUCACCAGGCUCUCUGCAGUUAGGCCCGGGGGGGUGGAGGGGGGGGCGCGCGUGUAGGCAUAAUAGGCGUGUUCUCCUGCAGACAUUUCUCCUCAACAUCAUGUUGUUUUAAACAGACGCCCCUUCUGGGACUAAUAAUACUAUUGUAAUAAUCUGUUUUAUGGUAAAGACGUAUUCCCCCGGUUCCAACCACAGUAUGCAAAAUGAGGAGACCCAUCCAGCGCAAGUUGAAGACAUUGCCCAGGGUCCGUAAGUCCGGCCCAGCAAUUUGUCCUUUCAGCUCGGGAGAGCCAAUUCCCUCUCAGUCCCUUUCCUCCCUUUCACCAUUCGGUUCCUGCCCUCCCCGGGCCUGAGAGGUUUUUAGGCAACCCUCACCCUGAUCCCUCUGGGCCCUCCUCCCCAGCUUCCCUGGCUUCGCCCAGGUCCCAUUCCCGGGCUCCGGGACUGUACGGUAUUUUUAAAGCCACCUUGGGCUACGUGGAAGGCUUCUACCUUUGGAAGCUGCCGAGACCCACGAGAUCCUUCACCUCGGCCGUUGGCAGGCCUCGCGAGCCCUUGCCGCCGAUGCCACUGCUAGAAGUCCCAGGAACCACCCUCCCCGUGGCUGGGGGAAGCGGUUAGGCGGCUUCCCUGUUGACCAGGUCGAGUACGCUUUUCCCCAGCCCUCCUGAGCCAGCUCUAGAGCGCUUCCUCUCCUGCCACAAUCACCACAAUGUCCCGGCGUUCCCUUUCCCACACUCCUUCACGUCCUGAUCCCGGUGGUUUCGAGCCAAGUGUGAUUCUGUGGUUAUGCAGACAGAUUUGGAAUUGGAAAACAGGGUGGGCUCUCCCACCCGUUUCAAAGCCAGCUAACCCUAGCUUCAAACCAACGUCAAAGCUGUCCGGUUCAUGAAGUCGACAACACAGCAAGAGAACAUUCUUGGUGAUCAUGUCUGACUAAAAUUAGAAAUUCUUCUUUGAGAAAGGAAAGGAAAAUGGUUCAAUCCUUCCUCCCCAAAGACAUUCCUCCUCUCAGCAGUCUUGCAACUCGCUUCCCUCCACUUGUUCAUUAUCGAGUGUUAUCUCCCCCCACCCCGCCCCCAUCCUUUCAUUUAAUUACUAGAUUAUUUACGUGCAUGCUUCUAAUACUAGUAAAACAUUAUGAUAGAAAAUGGACACAGCCAACGGGAUCCGAAUCCUCAGAGAAGAAAAUUUAAUUUCUCUCGGAUACAUUGGAUGAAAAUGUUCUCUUCAUGUAUAAUAUCAAUAAUCUCUACUUUGCCGGUGUACAAUUUUGCAUUAAAUGGGUUUUGCAGUUGAUUAAAUGCCUCAACUUUGCUUCAACAUUUAAUCAACCGUAAACGAUCUUUAUUGCUCUGUAUACUCUAGCUCAAUAGAACAAAAUUUGUUUUUAUAUAGGGCCUCUAAUGUUCAGGUUAGAUUCUGAGAGUGCUUAACUGUGUAAGAAAACACAGAAUCCAUUACACUCUCAGCAAUUGCUCCAGACAUUAGAACCAGUUUUAUCGAGGGAGGGAAUGUUGUCCUCAUUACCGAAUUGUCUGUGGACAUUAUGGCAUCCGUGUUUGCACUAAAACAUCCUGUGUCAAAAAUCAAUGUGUCCUGCCUUCCUCUUGAACAAAUUGUGAAAACGAACAGGUGUUUGUAUGAGACACGGCACCCUUUUUUUUUUUUAAAGUAUUUUGAGCCUUUUUAUUUUGAAUUGCAAUACUCUGUGAUUAGAGUAUAUUUUGAUACAACACACUGUGACAUAGUGCCAACACUGAAAGCAUUUGUAAUUUCAGAUUACUAAAUGAUCAGCUGGUAUAUGAAAGAAGAUGAAGCGGAGAUGAUAUCUAUAAACAGACAGAUCCAAGGUAGGAUCGUCUGCCCACGGUCCAGCUCUAAGCCUCGCUAGAGAUGGGAUAGAAACCUCUGAGCCAUAGUGUAUACUGUAGUCCCUAAAAUCUGAGUCCAUAUACGCCAAAUGCGGAACCACCCCCCGAUUCUGGUCGUGCGCUAUAAGGGAGGUCCAUGACGGAAGGGUUCCGACAGACAGUUGUGAGUAGCACAGUGGGGUGUAUAUGAACCACGGUUCUCACCAUGGAAAAAAAGGAAGGGGACACUCUCCCCCCUUCACCCCCUCCCCAGGACGUUCGGUACCUACUACAGGGGCAAAACCCUCCGGGCCUCCUCUUUGAAUCACUUCUUCCUCAAAAGGAAAGGCGUCUCAAAAUCCCAGCCGAACUGUCUGAUUCUCACUGGGUUCCUUCACAGCGCCUUCCGGCUUACCUGAGGAGACUCUCACUGUGAAAGAAAGACACAAAUCAUCCGAACUCUUCUGGGUCUGUCGUGUACAGUGGUGAAAGCUCUGUCCUCUCGGUGAGCCGAGAAGCUUCCCUCUACGACAGCCACCUCAAUACCCUGGCUCUUUGGGGGGAAGAGGAAAAAGAGAAAGGCUCUAGGUAGCAGUAGCUGUUUUUGAGCCAAACCUAAAUUCAAUGCUUUUCCCCGUGAGUCUUCCCAAAUUUCCAAGUAAAAUUUGAAAUCACAGGUGUGGUAUUUAGUAAGCACUUACUCUGUGCUUAGUGUUUUGCUAGGUGACAAAAUAACCCAUCGAUCCGACCAGAAACUAAAGCUAAAAAUGUACCCGUUUGGCUCACGCGCCCGGUUAAACAAUGUGAAUAAUAACAACAACAACAAAAAAAUCUCGUAUCGUGCUGCCUCCCUCGCAAAAGCGAUUUUGAGCCUAAUAGUAUAUGAAGUGACAUUAGACCGUUUCCAUGAUCACUGUUACAAUAUCUCCAUAUACACAAUUAAGAAGUUUGCCCGCUAAGACUCCUAAUGCCUUCGUUUUGUGUAAUGCUUUUAUUCCCAAAGUACCCUCGCAUUAAUUACCUCAUUUUCGCCUUCACGACGAGCCUGCGAGGUAGGUAGAAAGGCAGGUUUCAUUAUCCCCAUUUUGCCAAUGAAACCGAGGUUCAGAGAGGUCACACAGCCGCCUGGUGACAGAGCUUAGGCUCAAACUCAGAUCCUCCGGCUUCCAGACUGGCACUCUUCCCCGUGACCCUGCUGCUGCUGACUCUGCUUGGGUUUAAUUGGAGUGAGGGAUUACCAAGGUAUUUUUUUUUUUUUUUUGUCAUUUCAUACAACUCUGGAUUCGUGUUGGUCUUCCGUCACAGGACUUGAUAUCUGAAUUAAUUUUUUACUUUAAAUGUUUCAUCAGCCCGUGAAUGAAAAUGAGAGUUGGUAGCGCUACUUUGUAGCAGGAAACAGUUCUUCGAUCUUUAGGUGCCAGAUACGAGGCAACAGGUGAUAUAUAAAGAAUUCUUAUCUGAUUAUUGUGACAUUAUCUUCUGGAAUCAGAAAGAUGGGUGUGAAUUUGAGGAAAAAUAAAAUUCUCUAAAGGAAUGUCAGCUGGAUGGUUCAUGUGCUUUGCAAACGUAAUAAUCUUGUGUUUCAAAGAGGUAAUGGAAUAAAUCAACUUUAAAAGUGA